Caenorhabditis sp. 36 PRJEB53466 is the source of this 253-nucleotide messenger RNA. The record is from the annotation of a GenBank genome assembly. NCBI's taxonomy places the organism in Eukaryota, Metazoa, Nematoda, Chromadorea, Rhabditida, Rhabditidae.
AUGAAGUACUUCACCGACACCUUCCUCUUCUAUCAACUCGCCGCAACUGCUAUUGUUGGCGGCUACAACCUGCUUGGUGUGUACCGUCUGUACCAAGCGGGUUCUCCCCUUGUUCAAUUUGGACUCUCUGGACUGCCGAUAAUGUUUGCAAUGGCUGGCGGAAUUCUUAACAUGGUAAGAUUGAGUGAACAGAAGUAGAACACUUGUACCGUUGUUGUAGGCGCAUCAGAUCGAGCAUCAUCAGCGGCAAUAA